Chinchilla lanigera (long-tailed chinchilla) is the source of this 718-nucleotide messenger RNA. It is a transcript of the gene Il2, whose product is annotated as interleukin 2. Gene Ontology annotation, cellular component: extracellular region. NCBI's taxonomy places the organism in Eukaryota, Metazoa, Chordata, Mammalia, Rodentia, Chinchillidae. Gene Ontology annotation, molecular function: growth factor activity; interleukin-2 receptor binding. Bases 65 to 520 code for a protein of 151 amino acids. The transcript is spliced from 4 exons. The record is from RefSeq and is a predicted model, not a curated record. Gene Ontology annotation, biological process: immune response.
UUGUUGAAGAGCUUCCUAUCAUCCUCUCUAAUCACUACUCACAGUAACCUCAACUGCUGCCACAAUGUACAAGCUGCUAGUCUUGUCUUGCAUUGCACUAACUCUUGCACUCCUCACAAGCAGUGCACCUACUUCAAGCUCUACAACGGAAACAGAGGACCAAUUGGAGCAAUUGCUGCUGGAUUUACAGAAGCUUUUGGACGGAGUUACUAAGAACCCCAAACGCCCCCGGAUGCUAAAAUUAAAACUCUACAUACCCAAGCAGGUCUCAGAAUUGAAACACCUUCAGUGCCUGGAAGAAGAACUCAAACCCCUGGAGGAAGUGCUAAAUUUAGCUGAACCCAAAAGCUUACCCUGGGUAGAUACAAAAGUUUUCAUCAGUAAUAUCAAUAUAACAGUUCUGAAUCUACAGGGAUCUGAACCAGCAUUCAUAUGUGAAUCAGAUGACGGAGUAGACAUUAUAGAAUUUUUGAAGAGAUGGAUUACUUUUUGUCAGAAAAUUAUCUCAAGACUGACUUGAUUAUCAUGUGCCUCCCAUUUAAAACAUAUAAGGCUUUCUAUUUAUUUAAAUAUUUAAAUUUUAUAUUUAUUUUUGAAUGUAUGGUUUGGUACCUUUUGUGACUAGUAUUCUUAGUCUUCAGAUCAUAAAUAUGGAUCUUUUAAGAUUCUUUUUGUAAGCCCUAAGGGCUUUACAAUGGUUUCAUUUAAACUAUUUAUU